UUGGGUGUAAGGGGUGAUCUGCCAAAUGAUUUUUUUCUUUUAUCAAUUAAAAAAAUAAUGCAUUUCUAAUAAAAAUGCUUUAUUUAAAAAUGAAAUAUAGAAUAAUUUCUACAAAAUUUAGAGUAACAGACAUUGUUGAUUUAUAAUAUUUUUGGACAAAAUUAAAUGUAAAGUAUCGAACAAAAAUUAGCUGAUUUUAUAUCAGUUCAUAUUUUAGAACUAAUGUUCUUUGAUUUAUAUUUUGAUCUUAUUUUUAAAAGAAGCUUCUUUUAAUAAAAAAGUUUUUUUUUUAAAAAAUAACAUGACGAACUUGUGGGCCGUAAAUAGCUUAGGAAAAGUAUAUACUUUAUCUACAAAUGAUGAUCAUUGGACCGAAUUAAAGUCCGAUGGAAUUGAUUUUAAAAAAGUUGCCGCUCAUGAAUUUUUUACUUGGGCAAUAAGUGGGGAUCAUCAAAUAUAUAUCUACGUUCCCACAAAGGAUAUUCCAAUUAGAUGCAAAGUUGUGACUUAUGAGAAUGAGCGCUGGAAUCCUUUCAGUGGCUUUAGUACUAAAUUGUUGCCUACUGAUCGUCCUCACUGGAGUAGUGCUGAUGGCUUGGUUUCUCUGCCUCAAGGAAAUUUUCACUUGCCUUCCAAAAGCUGGGAAUGGGAGGAAGAAUGGUAUGUUGAAGACAACUUAGAUGGUCAACCCCUGGGACCUGAGGGUUGGACUUAUGCAGCUGAUUUCCCUGCUAAUUAUAGUCCUAACAAAACAUGGAAUUCUCUUGUAAGACGCCGCAAAUGGAUUCGUUACCGUCGUUUCUGUGCUACCAAUAAAUGGUCUUUGAUACCCAGCAUCCAUGAAGAUCCUGUCACGGAACCUUUUAUUGAUGUGACAGUUGGAGGUACUGAAAUACCUGGUGGGGAAUCCAACAAAUUUAGUGUUUGGGCAGUUACUAUAAUGGGAAGAGUCUUGUUUCGUUAUGGAGUAACUGAAUCUUCUCCUGAAGGGAGUGGUUGGGUCCCUAUAAAAACACCUGGUCAAGCAGAUGUUAGUCAAAUUUCUGUGGGCCCAACAGGUUUGACGUGGGCUGUGACUUGGGCUGGAAAUGCUAUAGCUCGUACUGGUAUUACAAGAGAAAAUAUAAUGGGAAGUGAUUGGGUUGUUGUUGAUCCUCCUUCUAGUUCGGAUCCUUUAUCACAAAUAAGUGUUGGAAAAGAUGUUGUUUGGGCUUUAAGUAAAGAUAAUAAGGUAUGGUUUCGAAAGGGCAUUGAUGGGUUGCAUUCUGGGGAAAAUGUGGCAGCUGCUACUGGAACUGGGUGGAUUGAAAUGUUUGGUACCAUUUCUGGUAUAAGUGUUGGUAGCGAUGAUCAGGUCUUUAGCAUCAGUGCCAACUGUCUUGAUAUUUGUAUAAGAACUGGAGUAAAUUCUAAUGAACUUUUUGGCCGAACCUGGAAAACUCUGAAAGCUCCCAUUCAAGAUUUACAUAGUUCUCCCAGCUCUUCAAGUUUAGAUUCCAUGUCUCUUAGCUCUCACAGAGACUCUGUUUUCACUUCUGACUCCAUUUCUUUAAGCCAAUCGCCUGAAAGUGCUCGAAAAAUAAGCAUUCGUAGUGCUGUGUCGUAUACAUCAUCCGAAAAGUCAGAUAAUUGUGUUAGCCCGAAUUUAGAUCUUGAUGAAUCUUCAGAACAAAACCGUUCUGAUUCUGUUCUAAGUAAUCAUCAAGAUGGUACACAUGGUCGAUUUCAUAGUAUUGCCAACAGGACUUCAUCAUACUCUAGUUUAGACAGUGAAAGCCUUUAUUCUGACAAAGUGAUGACUUUACAAGCUCCUAUAGAAAUGGUUGUUGAUCCAAGCUGUCGGGAUAUAUUGUGGAUAUGGAUUAGUGCUAGUGGUUGUGCUAUAAAUUCAGAAUCUUUGCCAUAUUGGUUUUCAGAAGGUACUUCUGCAAUCAGAAGUGCUGUUGAUGAAGUGUGGUAUAAUGAUAUUAUUACUCAGUUGAGGAACAGAUUUAACCGAGAAGUACUUAAUUUCUCUUCUUACCCUAAAGCUAUUGAACAGACAACUUGGGUAAAAACUGCUGCUUGCCGCUUUUUCAAAAGUAGCUGGAUAAAUUGUAUCAUAGAGCUUGUUCAACAUGGAGAUCAGAAUAGCAAAGGUUUACUGACAUGCCAUUAUCAAAAAGAACAGGUAUCAAUCCCUCUCAAUCAAAUUACAUGUGUUGCCUGCCUUCCUGAUUGGAAUAAAAAUAUUUUGGUUAUACACACUGCCAAAAGAACAAUGAAAGGAGCACCUUACAAAUUUUCUUUCACUUCUAAUGAUGCUUUAGAAGAUUGGGUGGCAACAUUAAAUACUGCUUGUCGCAAUGUUCAUAAAUUGACAUGGGUACCUGAGAAACCUGCAGUUUGGUCUGUUACUGUGAAUGGUGAUGUCUUUGUACAUAAAGCUACGUCUAAAACAGAAAUUGAACCACCGGUGAAUAUGAAAUGGUGCCUUCUUGGAGGUGGACAUUUGAGGCUUAUUGAAACAUGCCCUGCUGGUAUUGCUUGGGCUUUAGGAUAUAAUUGUAUAGCAUGGACAUAUAGCGGAGGUUAUGGUGGUGGCCCUUAUCAUGGUGUCCCUGGGAGCAAUGCUAUUAUUGGUCCAAUGUCAGAUAUGAGAUGUCUGUAUAUUUAUGAAAACCAAAGAUGGAAUCCUUUGUCAGGCUUCACAUGCAAAGGCUUACCUACUGAUCGGUAUAUGUGGAGUGAUCAGACAGGAAGGAUAGAAUGUACCAAAGAUAAUACACACUUACCAUCUGCACAUUGGCAAUGGACUUCUGACUGGUGUGUUGAUUACAAAACUCCAGGGGGUGUUGACAGUGAAGGUUGGCAAUAUGCUACCGAUUUUCCUAGGUCCUAUCAUGGUUAUAAACGCUUCACUGAUUAUGUUAGACGAAGAAGAUGGUACAGGAAAUGCAAACUAACUACUACUGGUCCUUGGAAAAAAUUAGGUAAUACUCCACUACUAGAUAUUUCGUUUCAAGUCGAUCCGAUUUCUGAUAAUGAACCAAUCUCAGUGUGGGCUGUUGCUAUAAAUGGAGAUGUUUUAUCCAGAGUUGGAGUAACAGAAAAUUCUCCCAGGGGUUUAAACUGGAUCCAUAUCUCAUCAGAAAAGUCAUUCCGUUCCAUUUCUGUCGGAGGUGGAAGUACCGUGUGGGGCAUUGCUGAAGAUGGUUCUGCACAGCUAAGACACGGAAUCAGUUCUGCUGUUCCAACUGGUCAGUAUUGGUGUCACAUUGAACCUCCACAAGUAGGGUGCCCAUUGCGACAGAUAUCUGCAGGGAAAACCAGAGUAUUUGCUGUAGAUGAAAGUAACAGGUUAUGGUCAAGACAAGAAAUUGUUCCUAUUUUUAAAGAAGGUACUCAUUGGAAAUGGGUAUCAGAUGAUGUGCAACAAGUUUCAGUGGGCCCAAAUGAUCAGGUGUGGUGCAUAAAAAAUAAUUUUGUAACUCCAUCUGGGGUUAUUUCUGGUGUUGUUUGUCGACGUAUUGGAAUCACAGAAGAAAAUGAUUGUGGAACUGGUUGGGAACAAGGUAUUGGGGGUUGCUGGACUCAUAUUACGGUCAGAGGAUGCCUUCUCCCUGAGAAAGAAUAGAAUUUAACAAUUUGCUAUCAUCUGUAAAAAUAUUAUUUUGAUAUUUGUAAAACUCUACUCUUUCAAGAAUUUCAAAUGCAAAUAUUUAUGCCACAUUGAUUAUUACAAUUAUUGGAUGUUUGAAAAUAUAUGAUGCAAUUCUAAAUCUCUGUCAUUGCUAUUUUAUAAUCCUUUAAAAAAAUCAUCCAUUUGUUGUUGUAUAAAGAAUGUGCUUUAAACUCUUUACAGAUUUUGCAUUCAUGAUUAAUGAUAGUUUUUAUAAUUUUUAUUUUCCAUUUUUAAUUAAUAUUAAGCAAGCUAUUUUAAAAAGCAUGUGUUGGUUUGUGAAUUAUCAGAAAUGUGUUUGAUUUCAACGAACUUGUCAAUUAAGGGAUAAAAUGAUUUGUUGAUCAGAUCAUUGUGAUAUUUUUAGUUUUUUUAAGAAGUUUUUUAAUACAUUUAUUAUAAUUUAUGUUGUUCUGUAGAUAUGUAUAUUAAAUUAGAUUCUGUAAAUUAG
Messenger RNA from Argiope bruennichi, 4112 nucleotides. It is a transcript of the gene Pex23, whose product is annotated as tectonin beta-propeller repeat-containing protein 1-like. The transcript is spliced from 20 exons. Gene Ontology annotation, cellular component: membrane. Lineage: Eukaryota; Metazoa; Arthropoda; Arachnida; Araneae; Araneidae. The record is from RefSeq and is a predicted model, not a curated record. The coding region runs from base 302 to 3616 and encodes 1104 amino acids.